AUGAUGGACAAGGCUGAUGAGGCUACGAAGGCACGAUGCCUUGAUUGGUCCACUGUUUUUAAGCAAGAUUGCAGUAUGCUCUAUGCUGCCGCUGGAGUGGCUGACCUCACUGCGAGCGGAGAUACUGCCCUCGCUGCAGGCGAUUACGACAGGGCUAUCGAGCUCUACUCUACGACGAUCGAGCUCGAUUUGGCAUCCGGUACAAUUUUUGCGAACCGUAGUAAGGCGAGGUCGGGAAAAAUGCUAUGGGACGAUGCACUCCUUGAUGCAGAGAAGGUGAUCGAACUUGACCCCUCAUCUUACUUUGGAUAUCAGUUGAAGCAUGAAGUACUUCACGGCGCACACCGAUAUGACGAAGCGAUCGACGCAUUCCAAACCAUGCUCUCCCAGUUGGAAAAUGCUGCUGACACACAAACACACAGGCUGCGCCAACGAUACCUUAAUCCAUCCAAAGCAGAAGGAGUUAUUCAACAGACCAUUAAUGAUCACCUCGAUGACGCCCCGCAUCGUAUGCUGAAUACCCUUACUGGGUGCUUAUGCGAUCGACAGGCACAGAUCGGUGCCUUCAAAACGAGCACAGAGUACAAGGAGCUUUUGUCAUCGACAUUGAUGCAUGCAGAACUCCGAAUGGAGCGCAUUAAAGAUGUCGUGGCGACGUACUUCUGUUGUGUCACGCUAUCGCAUCGCUGGGAAGGGAAUGAACCGCUGCUGCACGACGUCCAGGACAAGGUCGUUGAUGAGUUGAAUCCGGUUGGGGGCAUCAUAAAGUUGCAGUCUUUCUGUAAAACUGCUCGUGCUGCGGGGUAUCGCUGGGUGUGGAUUGAUUCAUGUUGCAUCGACCAGGCCAAUAACGUCGAACUCCAAACAUCGCUCAAUUCCAUGUUCGACUGGUAUCGCACCUCAGCGCUCACGAUGGUCUACCUAUCAGAUGUUCCGCCAUCGUCAAAACAAGGUGCUUUGGCAAGGAGCUCAUGGAACACGAGAGGAUGGACCGUACCUGAAUUCCUCGCUCCAAAAGUCGUCCGCUUCUACCAAAGCGAUUGGACUUCGUAUCUCGACGACCACUCUCCCAACCACAAGCAGUCUGUCGCGAUCAUGCGGGAGUUGGAGGGUGCGACGGGGAUAGAUGCACAAACCCUUGUCGCAUUCCGUCCUGGAAUGAUAAACGCCCGUGAGAAACUUCAGUGGGUGUCGACCCGUGUCACCACAGUGCAGGAAGACAUCGCAUAUUCAUUAUUUGGUAUUUUUGGUGUUCGGCUUCCUGUCAUGUAUGGUGAGAAGAAGCAUAACGCGCUGGGGAGGCUCUUGCAGGAGAUCGUAGCUCAGUCGGGCGACAUCAGCGCCCUGGACUGGGUGGGGCAAUCAUCCGAAUUCAAUAGCUGUCUACCAGCCGACAUUACAUCAUACAAAGCUCCACCACACACCCUGCCAUCGUUGUCCGAAAAUGACAUUCAGACGUCAAUCUCCCCGCUCGGACAUGUCGCGGCUGUGGAUUUGGCCUUGAAACUUUAUGUCCUGCUCGACGACCUGAACGCGCCUCGUUUUGGGAACUGCAGACUGCAUCUGCCUUGCCUUGCAUUUCGUGUCACAGCAGUCAAAUGGAGUCGUGCCGAAGACCAGGAUAUAUAUGAAGUUAAGGCCGACGGGCUUCAUGACCUACUGAUCACAACGGAGGACAAGCUGAAUCAGUUCUUAUCGCCACGACCCACGAUGCAGACAUUCUUACUUGUUCGUCCGUGGAAUCGGUUUCUCCUCGGGCUUCCUGACUUCGCGGAGCAGUCUGGCUUGGCAGAGCUGCCUGACAUUGUCGAUGACACGCAGAGUGAAGAUGAUUAUUGGUCUGCACCCGGGUCUCCAUUACAGAAUUCCUCUGGUGGGUUCUCUGGAGCACAAGAGUCGGUUGAUCCCGAACUGAGCGAUCGAGCCUUGCGAUUAGUUGCUCGCCUUGGGCAGCCUUUUGGAGCAUUUUUGCUAGCGCAGCAGCGCGGCGGAGAAUACAAGAGAAUCGCGUCAGAUCAUGCUAUUAUUGCACAAGUCCAAGACCUUUCUUCUAUUCCAGACAUGGUCAGGACCCUAGAGAUAUUGUAG
This is a messenger RNA of Suillus bovinus, 2088 nucleotides long. RefSeq lists its product as uncharacterized. NCBI's taxonomy places the organism in Eukaryota, Fungi, Basidiomycota, Agaricomycetes, Boletales, Suillaceae. Bases 1 to 2088 code for a protein of 695 amino acids. The transcript has 4 exons. The record is from RefSeq and is a predicted model, not a curated record. Gene Ontology annotation, molecular function: protein binding.